Molecule: messenger RNA, 2304 nt
Organism: Echinostoma caproni
Lineage: Eukaryota; Metazoa; Platyhelminthes; Trematoda; Plagiorchiida; Echinostomatidae
Source: the annotation of a GenBank genome assembly
AUGAGCCCCGGGACUCCGGUCGACAAUUUGGAACUUUCGUUACACGUUCUUCAACAGCGCGAGACCCAAAUCCUGCAAACCAUUAUGCAACUACAUUCCAAGCAUCAGGAGCUGAACCAAAAACUCACUCAAAUCCGCUCGACCAAUAUGCCAUUUGCCACAAACUCCGUUCUACAAGAGUUACAGUUGCAAGCCUUCCAAGUAGCACAACAAAUAGAUGCUCAGCAUGCCCAGUUGAAACACGUACGCAGCCAGGUGGGCAUGCUCAAGCAGAUCACGGUAACGUCGACCGGGCCCAAUAUGACUUCCGGUGUGAUCCCUUCCCCACUCGGCACGAACAAUCUGACCGUAACAACAUCGAACAGUGCCACAACCACCCCAACCAGUGCUUUCAAUCUAUUAUCCCCGCCUAAUGCAUGGCCAUCGUCCAUGGGACCAGUCAUGGGAGCGGACGCUGAUCCUCUGUCCAUCGAUCCAUCCCUAAAUCCAAAUGAACCUCAGGGUCUCAAAAUGGGUUCUGGUUCAUUCCUUUGGGAGUCCGGUCCAUGGUCCGGAUCCUCCGGACCCCGCGGUGCUUCGGUCUCGUCGGAUAUGCAGAGCGUAUCCGCGGGAGCCACUUCGUCCUCUGAUCGCCGCUGGCCAUCUACCAACACACCAACUGGUUUCCCUAACCGGCACCCGUUUGCUACGUAUCCAAACUUUUCACCCCUGGUAGACCCUAUCUGGGCUGAGUUGGGCGAUGCAAAAAUAGGCGGAAACGGUGGUGGUACAGAUGUUCAUCGCUCGCCCACAACGAGCUCAAUCGAUCCCGUCGAUUCCUCUUUAGCCGAUACGGCACCCGGACCCGGAUUAAAUCGAACCGUGGCUACACGUGCAUGGUUACUCGUCCACAACAUUCCCCCGCACGUGGCUGUAGGCACACUCAAGGCGGCUGUCUCAACCGGUUUGAAUAACUACUAUCAAGACCAGGGAACGGAUUCACAGCAGUCCGAUUUUGAGCUCCAUCCAAAUAUGUCCGCCCGGUGGGUUCUUUUAGGUUUUGCAAAUGCUGCCGAGAGUACCGCAGUACAGGAAUACCUGGAAAGUUCUGGUGGUACCGGUUCCAGCGGUGGUGGUGGUGGUUCUGCGAGUCAAGCAAACGGACAUUACGGUGCGGUAAAAUCGAUCACACCUUCGGACGCACUUUUGCGUCUACAAGAUAUUCAGUCGUUGGCCUCGCUUAUCAAGGGCCUUGGAACGGAUAAUNGUCUUAGUGGUAUGAGCCCCGGGACUCCGGUCGACAAUUUGGAACUUUCGCUGCACGUUCUUCAACAGCGUGAGACCCAAAUCUUGCAAACCAUUAUGCAACUACAUUCCAAGCAUCAGGAGCUGAACCAAAAACUCACUCAAAUCCGCUCGACUAAUAUGCCAUUUGGCACAAACUCCGUUCUACAAGAGUUACAGUUGCAAGCCUUCCAAGUAGCACAACAAAUAGAUGCUCAGCAUGCCCAGUUGAAACACGUACGCAGCCAAGUGGACAUGCUCAAGCAGAUCACGGGUCUCAUAAUGGGUUCUGGUUCAUUCCUUUGGGAGUCCGGCCCAUGGUCCGGAUCCUCCGUACCCCGUGGUGCUUCGGUCUCGUCGGAUAUGCAGAGCGUAUCCGCGGGAGCCACUUCGUCCUCUGAUCGCCGCUGGCCAUGUACCAACACACCGACUGGUUUCUCUAACCGUCACCCGUUUGCCACGUAUCCAAACUUUUCACCCCUGGUAGACCCUAUCCGGGCUGAGUUGGGCGAUGCAAAAAUGGGCGGAAACGGUGGUGGUACAGAUGUUCAUCGCUCGCCCACAACGAGGUCAAUCGAUCCCGUCGAUUCCUAUUUAGCCGAUAAGGCACCCGGACCCGGAUUAAAUCGAACCGUGGCUACACGUGCAUGGUUACUCUUCCACAACAUCCCCCCCCUCGUGGCUGUAGACACACUCAAGGCGGCUGUCUCAACCGGUUUGAAUAACUACUAUCAAGACCAAGGAAUGGAUGCACAGCAGUCCGAUUUUGAGCUCCAUCCAAAUAUGUCCGCCCGGUGGGUUCUUUUAGGUUUUGCAAAUGCCGACGAGAGUACCGCAGUACAGGAAUACCUGGAACGUUCUGGUGGUACCGGUUCCAGCGGUGGUGAUGGUGGUUCUGCGAGUCAAGCAAACGGACAUUACGGUGCGGUAAAAUCGAUCGACCUUCGGACGCACUUUUGCGUCUGCAAGAUAUUCAGUCGUUGGCCUCGCUCAUCAAGGGACUUGGAACGGAUAAUUCUUCUUCCGGCAAUGCUUUGCUGA